Cynocephalus volans (Philippine flying lemur) is the source of this 2835-nucleotide messenger RNA. RefSeq names its product mitochondrial adenyl nucleotide antiporter SLC25A23. Gene Ontology annotation, biological process: transmembrane transport; ADP transport; ATP transport. The coding region runs from base 156 to 1910 and encodes 584 amino acids. NCBI's taxonomy places the organism in Eukaryota, Metazoa, Chordata, Mammalia, Dermoptera, Cynocephalidae. The record is from RefSeq and is a predicted model, not a curated record. The transcript has 11 exons. Gene Ontology annotation, molecular function: ATP transmembrane transporter activity; calcium ion binding.
GUCAUCACCUCCAGCAAGUGCCAGAGCCCGGCGGGCAGCGCUGAGGUUGCGGAGCCUGUGGCCGCGGAGCUGGCCCUGCGGGGCCCCGGGGGGGGGAGGGGGAGCCGCGAAGCCCCCGCUGCUGCCGGGCCUCCCCUCCCCCCCGGGCGGGCACCAUGCGGGGGGGCCCGGGCGACGCGGAGCGGCGGCAACGCUGGAGUCGCCUCUUCGAGGAGCUGGACAGUAACAAGGAUGGCCGAGUGGACGUGAACGAGUUGCGCCAGGGGCUGGCCAAGCUGGGCGGAGGCGACCCAGACCGCGGUGCCCAACAGGGCAUCUCCCCUGAGGGUGACGCUGACCUGGAUGGCGGGCUCGACCUGGAGGAGUUUAGCCGCUAUCUGCAGGAGCGGGAACAACGUCUCUUGCUCAUGUUCCACAGUCUUGACCGGAAUCAGGAUGGUCAUAUUGAUGUCUCUGAGAUCCAACAGAGUUUUCGAGCUCUGGGCAUUUCCAUCUCUCUGGAACAGGCAGAGAAAAUUCUGCACAGAACCUCCCCCCAGCCCCAGGCACUGAGCCUGUGCCCCCUCCACCACCCCCACCCCAGCAUGGACCGUGACGGCACAAUGACCAUCGACUGGCAGGAAUGGCGUGACCACUUCCUGCUGCAUUCUCUGGAAAACGUGGAAGAUGUACUCUAUUUCUGGAAGCAUUCCACGGUCCUGGACAUUGGCGAAUGUCUGACUGUGCCAGAUGAGUUCUCAAAGCAAGAGAAGCUGACAGGCAUGUGGUGGAAGCAGCUGGUGGCUGGCGCAGUGGCGGGUGCCGUGUCGCGGACAGGCACGGCCCCUCUGGACCGCCUCAAGGUCUUCAUGCAGGUUCAUACCUCAAAGACCAACCGACUGAACAUCUUGGGGGGCCUACAGAGCAUGAUCCGUGAGGGUGGUAUCUGCUCCCUGUGGCGUGGCAACGGUAUCAACGUGCUCAAGAUUGCACCUGAGUCGGCUAUCAAGUUCAUGGCCUAUGAACAGAUCAAGCGGGCCAUCUGUGGACAACAGGAGACACUGCAUGUGCAGGAGCGCUUUGUGGCUGGCUCCCUGGCUGGUGCCACAGCCCAAACCAUCAUUUACCCCAUGGAGGUGCUGAAGACGCGACUGACCCUACGCCUGACUGGCCAGUAUCAGGGGCUGCUGGACUGUGCAAGACGGAUCCUGGAGCAGGAGGGGCCCCGCGCCUUCUACCGCGGCUACCUGCCCAAUGUGCUGGGCAUCAUCCCCUACGCGGGCAUCGACCUGGCUGUCUAUGAGACCCUGAAGAACCGUUGGCUCCAGCAAUAUAGCCAUGACUCAGCAAACCCGGGCAUCCUCGUGCUCCUGGCCUGCGGUACCAUCUCCAGCACCUGCGGCCAGAUAGCCAGUUACCCCCUGGCCCUGGUCCGGACCCGCAUGCAGGCCCAAGCCUCCAUCGAGGGUGCCCCCCAGCUCUCCAUGCUGGGUCUGUUCCGUCACAUCCUGUCCCAGGAGGGCGUGUGGGGCCUCUACAGGGGCAUUGCCCCCAACUUCAUGAAGGUUAUUCCAGCUGUGAGCAUCUCCUAUGUGGUCUACGAGAACAUGAAGCAGGCCCUGGGGGUCACAUCCAGUGAAUGGAUCCUGGUACCCCCACCACAGGAGCACGUAUCCCCAUACCUCAACACCCAGACCUCAGCUCCCUCAGGCGUCAGACCCGGUGUCCUUGUGCAGCACUGGAUUGUAGAUCCCCAACCCCACUGGCAGAUCCCAGAUCCCCAUGCCUCAAGCCCUGGAUCUCCAAGGUCAGCCACUGGAUUCUGGAUGUCAAGAAACCUCAGCCAUCGGAUCCUGACAAUGCAUUGCCUAGAUCCUGGGGGCCCCACCACUGGAUCUCAGAUCCCCUCACACCAACCACUGGAUUCCUGAAUUCCUUUACCUUAACACUGGGUUCCAGUUCCUUCUGCGUCAACUACUGGAUCCCCACAUUUCAAGCAUUGUGCCCUCAACCCCCAACCACUGGAUCCCAUAUUUCCAAGUCCUGAUCCACCAGAUUUUAGCUCCUAAAACCACAACUGUGAGAGCCCAACCGUACAGCAAGUGGAUCCUGGCAACUGCAGCCAUUGGAUCCCAGAUUCUAGAUCCCAAAUCCCUUCACCCCAGUAUCUGGAUACUGAAACCUCAUCCCUAGAAGGCAGACUCUGAUACUCCCAAGCCCUUUACCCCUGGAUUCUCAUCUGAAUCCCCCAGGCACUAGAUCCCAAAUGCUCAGACCCCAACUCUAGAUCCCAAUAGCCCAAUCACAGCAACCUGGAUCCCAUGCACCCCCAUCCCAGAGACACUGCAGAGCCCAGAUCUCCAUACAUGGGAUCGCAUGGUCUCGGGAGCUUGCAGGGAAGCCCAGGUACCCCACCCCACCCCAUGCCUGUGUCCUGAUAUGGCUUAUCACCAGACAGCAAGGGAAGGGAGGCACCCCCCAUGACCUGCAUGGACACUGGAUCCCCCCCACCCCACCUGCUCAGCAUGGCCCCACCUUCUGGCCCUGUGGGAAAAUUGCUUUCUCUGACCACCUCCCUCCCACACCCCCACCUGUACUAAAGUGUCUUCCAUUCCCUUCCACCUUGUAAGUUAAUAACCCCCAGAACCCUUGUCCCACUGGAGGGUCCAGUCACUCAUACUUGGGGGCUGGCGAGGAGGUGAUCUGAGGCUGGUGACACAUUAAGGGGACCUCCUCACCCCAGUACUUCCACCCUCUCCCUAGGCUCCAAAGAGUUGGAAGCCAAGAGCAAAUCUACACGGACCAACCUCCCCUAAACCCAAGCAUCCAAUUAUACAAAAAUAAACAAAGAAGCUA